Messenger RNA from Postia placenta MAD-698-R-SB12, 1290 nucleotides. RefSeq lists its product as hypothetical. The transcript is spliced from 2 exons. Lineage: Eukaryota; Fungi; Basidiomycota; Agaricomycetes; Polyporales; Adustoporiaceae. The coding region runs from base 1 to 1290 and encodes 429 amino acids. The record is from RefSeq and is a predicted model, not a curated record.
AUGUUCCACUCUCCGAGUAGUCUCCUCCGGCAUGGAAAUGUCGAGUACAAGCUCAAGCUGACGAAUAUAUCGCCCGCACGCUUCGCUCGGCUCGUCACGCAACUCAAGUGGCGUCUCCUUGAAGGCGGCGGCCAAGCAUACUAUGAGCUCGGCGUCGCUGACUCGGGCGCGCUCAUCGGCCUCUCACGCGCUGACCUCGAGCAGUCACUCGAAACCCUCGAGAUGAUGGCCGGCGAGAUCGGCGCGUCCGUUAUUGUCGUGAAGGAGAUUGAGGUCCCGCCCGCCAUGUAUACUCUCGCCGAUGACGCUGCGCGGCUCCUCGACCCCGUCACCGGCGGCUGGACACGCAAGAUGAAGCGCCGCAUGGUCUCACCCGGCGCAGGCGGCAGCGGCGAGGAGGAUGCCACGACAACCGCGACCGAGACCGAGACCGACUUCACGGACGGGGACUUUGAUGACACCCCGUCAGUCGGUACACCCGCCGAUGACCCGCACGUGUCUCAGCAUAACGUACGCUGCCAACCUUUCGCACACCGCGUCACAUCGCACCCGGGUCGACUUUCAACGCAGUCUUCACCGUUCAUUUCCCCGCUGGAUGACGACCUCGCGCUAUUUCCCAUGGAGCCUGAGCCGCCACACAUCUUCACUUCUACUGCUGCUGACGAUGCGCCCGCGCUCGUCCCCGCGUUCUCCGUCGACCUCGAAAUUGCGUCAGUGUACAAGCCGCGGCCGAUGCGCAGACGCACACAUGCUUUGCCUGCCGCUACCCCUGCUGCAGUGCUCCACGGUAAGCACGCACGGCGCCAGAAGUACAAGGAGAAGGAGAAGAAGACGCAACCCUGGCAUACGCCACCCGAGAGCGAGGGCAAUGUCACGGCGGCGCUGGGCAAGCUAGACUCCAAGGCGGCGCAACGUCGGCUUGCGCGCGACCGCAGACGUGAGGACAAGCGACGGGCGUACCAAGCGGCGCAGGGUGGGUCCACUGAUGCGCCGUCGGUAGAAUACGCAGCGGAGCCUGUUAUGGGCGCGGAUUCGUGCAUAGGUAGCCUCGUGGACGAGGAUCAGUUGGCGUGUGGGCUGGAAGCAUUGCAUGUUGAGGCAGCAGUAGCAUCGGUGCCUUCAACAUUUAGCUCAAUAGAUGGGGAGACCACCACUGAAGACGGCAAGCCUCCGAAUAUACAGCUUGGUGCUGGCCCGGGGGCAUCGCGCCUCAUCGUGGAGGCCCUCGUGGUGCGGAAGAUGUCCAUUGAAGAAGCAUUUCUGGACUUUGGAGGGUUCCAGCUUGUCUGA